AUGAAUCCACAAGUCGACAAGGUUGUGAGAAGAACGACUAUGGUGGCGACUGCUGUUGCUUCCUACUUCCUUUUAACCGCCGAUUACGGUCCCGAGCCAAACGUUCUUGAUCCUAUCAAACAGAAGAUCAUAUUAGCGCAAGAUUCUGUGAAAGAGUACUUCUUUCCAUCAAAGAACAAGUAA
This is a messenger RNA of Arabis nemorensis, 183 nucleotides long. The record is from the annotation of a GenBank genome assembly. NCBI's taxonomy places the organism in Eukaryota, Viridiplantae, Streptophyta, Magnoliopsida, Brassicales, Brassicaceae.